UGAAUAAAGAUCGAGUUUUGUAUAAAAGGGGGUUUGAUUUAAAGUAGUACCAGAGAUUUCAUUUCUGCAAAGCCGAAAACAAGAAUGGAAGUAAAAAAGAUGUUAAAAGUUGUGCUGUUCAUAACUUUUGGUCUGCCUUCCGUACUCGGAUCUGUUCAAGAAAUGCCCAUACCAGUGGAAAUGGAGGAGUGCCUCUUGUACAAAUCCCGGAAUGUAAGCGUAGCCGAUGUUCCCGGAAAGCUGAUAGAGGACUUCUGUCUCCAGAAUUAUGCCCUCAAUCACUACGACGAAAAUGCACAAAGAAAUAUUAGUGUUGAAGGAAUUAACUAUUUGGAAUCUCUCUUCCGACAAAUAAAUGCUGAAACCAGAAUGACAAGAAAGAAACGACAAGCGCGACCAACUUGGCGCAUAAGGAGUGAAAUUCGGACAUUGUCGACUGCGCAGCGCAACCGCAUAUUUGGUUGUUUAAAUAGAUUGAAAAGAGACUAUUCUAUUGAUCCAUCUAUCAACACGUACGACUUAAUUGGCUCCCUACAUUCUGCGCAAGCGACCAGAUUCAUGCACAACGGACCAGGUUUUCUUGGACGACACGCGGUUUAUCUUCUGGUGAUGGAAACUGCAUGCCGGACACCCAUUCCAUACUGGGACUUCACGAUGGACGGCGAGAUGAGCGAUCCCACCAGUUCCGCUGUUUGGUCCAACGCUUUCUUCGGGAAUGGAAACGGAGCAGUAAGAACAGGUUUUUGCGGCAACUGGGUGACACCCCAAAAUACCCCUAUCAUAAGGAAUCUUGGAGCAGGAGGAGUUCGAAUACCAGGCAAGCAAGCACUAAGAGCUCUUCUGAGUAGAACUAGAACCAGCGAGAUCACAGAGCCACAACCAGCUAUGAGUGUGUUCUCCAUAGAGGUACAUCACAAUGCUGUUCACAAUAGCAUUGGAGGUCUUUUUUCAGGCCUUGACACAGCUCCAUUUGAUCCAGUUUUCUGGUUUGUACAUUCUAUGUUCAAUUACAUUUGGUUCUUGUUCAAAACCAACCAGAGAGCAAGAGGAAUUGACCCACAACGAGACUAUCCACGAGGUCCUAAUGUUCCACAAGGUCACGAGUUUUUCCAACGAUUGAACUUUAGACCAUUCUUCCGUCCGAUGACAAAUCUUGAAACGUUCUCUAAUAGAUUUGAUAGAAUUGUCAGACACACACCCUUGCCUACUUGUCCACAGUGUGGAGGAAGCCCUUUUUUGGUAUGCCUUCGCGGAAUCUGUGUAGCGAGAUCUAGAGGUCCCGGUACAGCUGUCGGUGUUGUUCCAGGGCUUGUAAGACCUGGCGUUGUAGCACGUAGAGUUGUCAUACCUCGAGCACCCAUUCUGAUAAGAGGAAAACGUAGCAUAUAUACAAAUAAAAAUAUUAAUGUAAAAAGAUCAGCCUUAAUUCAAAGCCAUGACGAAGCCAUUUCAACACUAGACCAAUCAUAUAGAAACACGUUUAUUGUGAAUGGUCAUUACGCUCCUAAAGACUGGGUAUAUUUGAAUGUUCGUCUGCUAUAUGAACGUCCAAGGAAUGUUUACUUUAAUACAACUGAGGUAGGAGAGGUCAAUCAUCAGCAUGAUCCAUCAAGCUUUCAUGAUUAUGGAGAAAAAAUUGGAAUCAAAGAUCGUGUUUUUUAUAAGCAGAAAUGUGAACCUGCAGGAUCAGGAGCUACAAAAGUCUUUGUUGAAUCUAAUGGGCUUAAUUAUCACGGUAAAUAUAAAGAAUUCUCUAUUCUAGACGAACGACAGGCUGUUUCUUCAGCUAUCAUCCAAGUGGCUGUACGGAAACCUUCGGUAAAUCACACAGAGUCGUUGUUAUCUGCUUAUGACAGUUGUGGCCGAGUUUGCAGACCCGCCUGUCCAAUAUCGAAAAGUUCCUCAACGUUAUACAAGGCCUGUAGUGGUACCUUCAAAAUAACUAAUGAAUAUCCACUGAUAUUUAGUUAUUCCUAUGAAGCCGCGAUCAGUUCACUUUGGCACCUCAGUUUAGAUGGUAAAGGCCCAUUAUUUAGAAACACAAUUUCACCAGUUACUUUCAUAUGUGACCAUCAGAACACUUGGCCUUGGUCCCGCAAGUAAAAAAUUAAAGUGAGAGGUGUAAGAAUCUAGUCAACAAAUAUAAUUUGUUGUAAAUAUUCCACUUGGGAGAAAUAUUACGUCAUCAUUGUUCUAUUUAUUUCGACUUUUGUCUUGAAAAGA
Molecule: messenger RNA, 2223 nt
Organism: Saccostrea cuccullata (small rock oyster)
Lineage: Eukaryota; Metazoa; Mollusca; Bivalvia; Ostreida; Ostreidae
Product: tyrosinase-like protein
Exons: 5
Coding region: 85-2103 (672 amino acids)
Molecular function (GO): oxidoreductase activity
Source: RefSeq, a predicted model, not a curated record